AAAUCCCAGAAGGGUCUUUAGAUUUCGGAUUACCAAGCAUCCAGCUGCACCACCUACCGGUCUGCGCACCUUUCCUCUUGGAAAAAAAAAUCAUCCCUGGCCUGAGGCGGACAACACGCUGCUUGGCAUUUAACCGAUCUAGACUAUACAAAUGGUUGUUCACUCUGCAUGCUUGAAACUGGAUGUGUACAGAAUUGAUCUUUAUCCGGAAGUUUCUAGGCGGAUACAGCUGGCGCGACUCUUCAAGCAGCGCUAAGGCGUACCUAUUUGAAUGAAUUGCAGACUACCUUUGGCCUGAUCCGAAUAGCACAUUAAACUCUAGUAUAUAAACCACGCAAAACUGCACCGUAGCCUCCAGCGUUGUUUGCACAUGAUUGCACAACCAUUGGUUCACUAAUCUCCAUAACAUAUAUACUGCUUACCUCUUCUGUUCUGAUCCGGAUUGCAAAACAAUUCCUGCUUUAGUCCGGACUGCACAUUGUUUGCCUGCCUGCACAAAUCCGGAUUAGCACAGCAGCUAGCUGCUGUGUGUGUUUGCUCAUUUACAAAGGUACAAAGAUGUUGCCAGGAUCUAUCCAGAUCUCUGGGGAGACUUUAUCAAGUGCCGAGAUUCGGGAUAUCUGUGAGAGUCUGCGGGAGAACUCCAUCAAACUUCUUUCACUCCGGGGCUGUCAGCUUUCAGACCGAGAUUUCGGUCGUAUUUGCAGGGGGGUAGCAGAAUCGCACUCCUUGGCUCAACUCAAUCUUAAUUUGGGGAUUGUCUCCAAUAUCAACCGGGUCAAACAACUGGCUGAAGCUUUGAAGACUAACCGCUCUGUCCAAUCUUUGUUCCUUCAUGGGAGUCCCCUAACAGAUGCUGGUCUGGCUCUCCUCAACCCAGCACUCGCCAUCCAUCCCUCCUUAAUAGCCUUGGACUUGGGAGACUGCAUGCUGGGUGAUGAAGGUAUCAACUUGAUCUGUGGGCUUCUCCCUCCAGAUGGAGCGAAGUCAGGUCUGAAGGAAUUGACUCUCAGUGCUAACCCUGGCAUCACAGCCAAAGGAUGGGGGCACUUGGCGAUUGCUGUGGCUCACAGUUCCCAGGUGCGAGUGUUGAACUUGGACUACAACCCCCUGGGUGACCAAAUAGCAGGCAUGCUGGCAGUUUCUGUGGCAUCCAGCCGGACACUAGAGGUUUUGGACUUGGAAGGAACAGGACUUACCAACCAAUCAGCCUUGAUCCUGCUGGACAUGGUGGAGAACUACCCAACAGCCUUGCGGACACUGAUCCUGGCAGAGAACAAUAUUAGCCCUGAGCUGCAGCAGCAGAUUUCUGAUCUCCUGUCUGAGGGUGAGGAAGAGGAGGAGAACGAGACUCGUGAAGUCAUGGCCAGAGAGAAGAAUGCCUGGAUCUGCCAGAGCAAUUGCAGUUCCCAGAUGGUCUUGGUAACAUCAGGCCUUGGAGAAAGUCUAUUGGCAGAAACAGAGAUGUGAAUAGGAAACACCCAUUGCCUCCGAUGAACACGGACAUUUCCAUGUAUGUGAGAAGAUUGUGUGGAUGUAGACUUGUACUGUACAUUCACACACAUCUUGUAGGAGUGUGUUUUGUGCGCAUUUGCGAGUGGGUGCAUGGAUUAGGGAAGCAGGUGGGUAUGAGAGAGUUAAUAUUCUUAUGUGUGACUGCCAGGCCUGCCCCGACUGCAAAUCCACACUUUUGUGUCUUACUGAAGUCAGCUUUUAGCUCCACAUUGGGAUCUGACCCAAGUUAAACGCUGCAUAUAGUCCAUGUCACAUAACCUGUCAGUUGUUUGUGAUUGUUCAGUUGCUGUAUUUUUAGGUCACACCACCCAUUCUUGACUAAUUUUUGGGAGAGUCUCUAUUUAUUCAGCUGUGUAUAUUUCUGUAUAUCAGAUACUCUUUUUAUUGCUUGAGUCAGUGUCCUGAGUAGAAUUUUAUAAAGUUCACACAAAUGAGUUGUGCUUAUAAAAAAAAAACCCUUUAUUUUCAAACAUGAAUACGAAGUAGAGAUGCAUAGAAUUUUAGAUUUGGAAGGUCCCUUGGAGUUCUUUUCACCACCCUCCUGCUCAAUGGAGGUAACUGCUACACAUUUGAUAGGGCUGAACUUUACUCACCAAAAAAAAGACCAACUGAUCUGUCCAUGAUGGAACUAUAGUAACUUUUUUUUUUUUUGCUGUGCCACCAGUGUGCCUAGAGUACAGCUUGGCACAUGUAAAUCACAUUCCAGAUUACUGAAAACACAAUAAGCCCCAGAGUACAUUUCUACUGUAUUAUAAUAGGUGUGUGAAUACAUCUGUAGGUUCACUUUCAGCCAAAAACAACCCUUCAAAAUAGGCUGUGGUUGAUGCUCUUCAGUUGCAUAAGGACUACAACAGGACACCAGAGAUUUGCACAGGAAACAGAGGAAAGAGUCAAAAGCUUUUUUGUUGUUGUUGUUGGCGGGGGGGGGGGAGUUGAGGGAAAGAGAGCUGCAGGUACUCCCAGAAAUACAUGUCAAGGGGAGAAGGAAAAUCCCAUGGAGACAAGAGUGUAUACUCUUUGGUGGUGUACAGAACAAAUUUGAUGCACUGUUUAUGCUACUUCUCCCUGCUGCAGUCUCCAUCCCAGUAGCAAGGAAGAUCUCCCAGACAAAAACCCUUGGCUGAGGCUCAGCACUCAGCUUCCAAUUUCUGUAGAGCUGUACACAUUUUUUUAAUGCACAAUUUGUGUGCAGCAGCUUCUUACAGACAUCAGGCACUGCUAGGAACUCUUUGCAGCCAUGUAGACACCAAAGCUGAUGAAUGACUAACCAUACAGAAUGGCUGCAAAUGCAGUCUCAAGAAACCACCAGGAAGCAUUCAUUUUAUAUGAAGCAGACCUCUAAGAUUCAUGUUCUCAAUUUUUUGGCUAGUGAAUUGGAGGAAGAACCCUUCAGCUUGUUGGUGUGGCUCAGACGGGACAAAUAUAUGGAAGUGUGUUUGUGAUGGCAAUAGACCACUUCCUCCAAAGGGAACAGCUUACAAUACAGUUCCCAAGCAGUCUCUUCUCUAGGCAGAACCCUACAAUCAGAUUCACACAGUUUUAGCAGUAGAACUAUGACAUAUGCCUUUGGAUCAUUCUCUGGCUCAUAAAAGUGGAACCCUUACACCAAUUCCAAUGGAAAUGGCUGUAAAGCAUCUCUUCAGACUACAGCGUACACUCCGAGUUGCCCAGAAAAACUUUUUGACUAAAUGUUUGAUCUCAUCAUGCGCUUGUCCCUUUCCCCCAAAGCCCCAUUUGAGGCAGCCACUGAUAAAGUUAGAGUACUGUUUCAAAAAAGUAAAAUUGGCUGAAUUAAAAUAUACCUCAAUGCUUCAAGGCAAAAAUAACUCCUCCUCAGCUCCAAGCACCAAAGAUAGAUGAAAACAGAAGUGAUUAAUCCACCACAGGGUGCUUUACUUUUUUUGGUAUGGCUACAAGUUGCACAGGUGCUGCUUGCUUAUGGUUUAUUAAAACGAGGUCACACCUCA
Hemicordylus capensis (graceful crag lizard) is the source of this 3482-nucleotide messenger RNA. RefSeq names its product leucine rich repeat containing 73 (gene LRRC73). The record is from RefSeq and is a predicted model, not a curated record. The transcript has 6 exons. Gene Ontology annotation, molecular function: protein binding. Bases 559 to 1470 code for a protein of 303 amino acids. NCBI's taxonomy places the organism in Eukaryota, Metazoa, Chordata, Lepidosauria, Squamata, Cordylidae.